This is a messenger RNA of Olea europaea var. sylvestris, 486 nucleotides long. Its product is annotated as auxin-responsive protein SAUR36-like. NCBI's taxonomy places the organism in Eukaryota, Viridiplantae, Streptophyta, Magnoliopsida, Lamiales, Oleaceae. The transcript has a single exon. The record is from RefSeq and is a predicted model, not a curated record. Gene Ontology annotation, biological process: response to auxin. The coding region runs from base 108 to 458 and encodes 116 amino acids.
UCUUGUAAAUAAUUUCAUUAAGGACAAUAUAGUACUUUUAAUAAGAAAGGCUAUUAUGAAAAAUAGAAAGAAUCUAACAGCCAUUUUCAAAGUGGUCCCAGGCCAUAAUGAGUUCCAAGGACCUUGGUCCUGAUCCGGGAUGUGGAUACAACCGGGUCGGGCAAGAAACAGUUCAGGAAAAUCCCGUUACUGUUCCGAAGGGACAUUUAGCAGUCUACGUGGGCCAGAAAGAUGGAGAUCUUCGGAGAAUUUUGGUUCCUGUAGUGUAUUUUAAUCACCCUUCAUUUGGUGAUUUGCUGGAGGAGUCCGAAAAAGAAUACGGGUUUGAUUAUGCAGGCGGGAUUGCCAUACGCUGUCGGAUCUCAGAGUUUGAGCGGGUUCAGAGUCUGAUCAAGGCAGGUCAGUGUACCCGGAAGUUGCUGACGUGGAAGCGAUCCAAUUCAAACGCAAUGGCUUGAUGGAUUCUUCUGUCCAUAUCCAUAUGAU